CAGUCAAGUGGUGAGACUGAGAGAGUGUACUCGGUUCGGUAGCCUGAGUAAGACCCUUCAACUUCAUCUUCGUCUUCAUCUUCUCCUCUCUUGUUCUUCAAAUUUGUUUUCGGUUAAGGGUUUUGCUUUUUUAACUCUCACACUCCCCCUUUUACCAUUUAAUCUCAAAUGGGAGCGUCCUCGGAUCCCAAGGAAGAUAUAGCUAUGAGUAGCAAGGGAGAUAAGUUUUCAAAUACCACUGAAAUGGAUAUAGAUGAUGAUGAUGAUGAUUUUGAUGAUGACAAGUGUAUGGAACCAGCAAGCAUAAAGCAUCUGGGAGCUGGUUUUUUGCAGAAAUUCUGCAAGGAUGCUUCAGUAGCAUUCUUCAAAGAGUAUGGACUCAUCAGUCACCAGAUAAACUCGUACAACGAUUUCAUCAGAAAUGGCGCAAAGAGGGUUUUUGAGUCGUUUGGCGAGCUUACAGUUGAGCCUGGCUAUGACCCAUCGAAAAAGACAGAGAUUUGGCGAUAUGCUUCAGUGCGUUUUGGCGAGGUUAGACUUGUUCAGCCAACCUUUUGGGGUGGUUCUGCCAAAGAUAAAGAGUACAAUAUGUUACCGAGGCACGCUCGACUACAGAACAUGACUUACUCGUCAAGGAUUUAUGUGACAGUUAAUAUUGAGGUGUAUACUCAAGAAAUGACUAGUAGUGACAAAUUCAAAACUGGAAAGGCGCAAUACCUUGACAAGAAGGUUGUAAGUUCGGAGUCUAAAGAGGUCAUGAUUGGAAAGAUUCCGGUGAUGGUAAAGUCUGACCUUUGUUGGAUGAAGGAGGCAGAGAAAGAUGACUGUGAUUUUGAUCGUGGAGGCUAUUUUAUAGUCAAGGGCGCAGAAAAGACAUUUAUUGCUCAAGAGCAGAUAUGUAGGAAGAGACUUUGGAUAAGUAGUCAUCCUUUUCUGACAGUUGCAUUCCAAUCAGAAGUAAAGAGGAAUAGGUUAAUUAUUAGGCUAGCGCCCAGCCAAGUUGAAGAUGCUAAACCAGAGAAGGUCCUUACUGUUUACUUUUUGUCAACUGAGAUUCCUGUAUGGAUUUUGUUCUUUGCCCUUGGCGUGUCAUCCGACAGGGAAGUUGUGGAUCUCAUUGAUUUUGCCACUGACGAUGCUAGCAUUUCCAAUAUACUCUUUGCAUCAAUUAGUACUGCUGACAAGGCAUGUGAUGGCUUUCGUAAAUCCCAAGCAGCUCUCACUCACGUUGAUAAACAGCUUAAGAAGACUUUGUUUCCUCCUAAAGAAAGCAUUGAAGAAUGCCUUAGUAUGUAUAUGUUUCCAAAUCUGAGAAGCACACAGCAAAAGGCUCGUUUUCUAGGUUAUAUGGUGAAGUGCCUUCUGCAGGCUGCUACUGGUCGUAGAAAAUUGAAUAACAAGGAUGAUUUUAGAAAUAAGAGAUUAGAUUUAGCCGGUGAGUUGCUAGAGCGAGAGCUAAGGGCUCAUGUUUCCCAUGCACGGAAGCGCAUGGCUAAGGCUUUGCAAAGGGACCUUUAUGGAGAAAGGCCAUUGCGGCCGAUUGAAUUCUAUUUGGAUGCCUCUAUAGUCACAAAUGGUUUAUCGAGAGCUUUCUCAACUGGGGCAUGGUGUCAUCCUUUCAAGCGGACAGAAAGGAUUUCAGGGGUAGUGGCAAAUGUUGGCCGAACAAAUCCACUGCAGACAAUUGUAGAUAUGAGAAAAACACGCCAGCAAGUUCAGUACACUGGGAAGGUUGGAGAUGCUAGAUACCCGCAUCCUUCCCACUGGGGGAAGGUUUGCUUUUUGGCUACCCCGGACGGUGAAAAUUGUGGGCUUGUGAAAAAUUUGGGUACAACUGGAUUAGUAAGUUUAGAAGUAGCAGAAUCCCUCGUUUCCAAGUUGUGCGAUAGUGGCAUGGAGAAAUUGGUGAAUGAUACUUCGACACCACUUGAUGGGAAAGAUAAAGUAUUUCUCAAUGGGGAUUGGGUAGGAGUUUGUGUCGAUUCCCUUGCCUUCGUUUGGAGACUGAGGAAAAUGCGGCGCAGAAAGGAAUUGCCGCGCGAGGUGGAAAUUAAAAGAGACAAAACUCACGGGGAAGUUAAUAUAUUUUCUGAUGCUGGAAGAAUUUUGCGUCCCCUUCUAGUUGUUGAGAAUUUGGGUAAGCUUACACAAUCUAAAGCUGGAAAAUACACCUUCCGAUCUCUUCUUGAUAGGGGAAUAGUUGAGUUUAUUGGAGCUGAAGAAGAGGAGGAUUGCCGAACUGCAUGGGGUAUCAAAUUUCUUUUCAUGGAAGAUAAGGGAAAGCCUGUUGAAUAUACACACUGUGAACUGGACAUGUCUUUUUUGUUGAGUGUAAGCUGUGGAAUCAUACCAUUUGCAAAUCAUGACCAUGCAAGGAGAGUCUUGUAUCAGGCUCAGAAGCAUUCUCAACAGGCUAUUGGCUUUUCAACAACAAAUCCUAAUAUCAGAGUAGAUACUUUGUCUCACCAAUUGCAUUAUCCCCAAAGGCCCCUCUUUCGAACAAUAAUCUCUGACUGUCUUGGAAAACCAGGUUAUCCAAAGAAUGAAUGCUACAAUGGCCAGAACGCCAUUGUUGCUGUCAAUGUUCACCUUGGCUACAACCAAGAAGAUUCCUUGGUGAUGAACCGAGCUUCUUUGGAGCGCGGUAUGUUUCGAUCUGAACACAUUAGAAGCUAUAAGGCUGAGGUUGACAAUACGGAAUCAUUAGACAAAAAGAUGAAGGCUGAUGAAUGCAUCAAUUUUGGAAAGAUACCAAGUAAAAUUGGUCGUGUGGAUAGCUUAGAUGAUGAUGGUUUUCCUUUUGUUGGUGCGAACCUACAGAGUGGUGAUAUAGUUAUAGGUAGGUGUGCUGAAUCUGGGGUUGAUCAUAGUAUUAAACUGAAGCACACUGAAAAGGGGAUGGUUCAGAAGGUCGUACUCUCCUCUAAUGAUGCUGGAAAAAACUUUGCUGUGGUCUCUCUCAGACAGGUUCGUACGCCAAUUCUUGGAGACAAAUUCUCGAGCAUGCACGGACAGAAGGGUGUUUUGGGCUUUUUGGAAUCCCAAGAAAACUUCCCUUUUACGAUUCAAGGAAUAGUUCCAGACGUUGUCAUCAAUCCACAUGCAUUUCCAUCGCGACAAACUCCAGGUCAACUUCUGGAGGCUGCUUUAGGAAAAGGGAUUGCUUUAGCAAAGGGGAUCCCAGUGAGACAUGCCACCCCUUUCUCCACUCCCUCGGUUGAUGCUAUCACAGAACAGCUGCACAGGGCUGGAUUUUCAAGAUGGGGGAAUGAGAGAGUAUACAAUGGCCGAACAGGUGAGAUGGUUCGUUCGCUUAUCUUUAUGGGGCCAACUUUCUACCAGCGUCUGGUUCACAUGGCUGAAGAUAAAGUAAAAUUCCGAAACACUGGCCCUGUCCACCCUCUAACUCGUCAGCCAGUGGCUGAUCGUAAGCGAUUUGGUGGGGUCAAGUUUGGGGAGAUGGAGCGAGACUGCCUGCUAGCCCAUGGUGCAUCAGCAAACUUGCAUGAACGACUCUUUACUCUGAGUGACUCUUCCCAAAUGCAUAUUUGCCAAAAAUGCCAAAAUAUUGCUUACAUUAUCCAACGUGCGUUGGCUGGUGGCAGGAAGGUCAGGGGUCCGUAUUGUAGGAUAUGCGAGUCAGCUGACGACAUUGUUAAGGUCGAUGUGCCUUAUGGGGCCAAGUUGUUGAGCCAGGAACUCUUCAGCAUGGGGAUUGCAUUAAAGUUUGAAACCCAGAUUUGCUGAAUAGAAAUAGUUUCAAAGAUGUUUUGUUUGGCGAGUCAAUUACUCUUUCUUUAUCACUGUCUGCAUCUGUUUUGGCAUCAUUUUGAAGUUUAGAACCUGUUUUUGCUGAGGCAUCACUGAGGAUUUCCUUAAAGGUGUUUAUGUUUGUAUGCGAAUACUGAUCACUAAUUUUAUGUUGUGCACUCCUUUCUAUGAAAA
This is a messenger RNA of Cannabis sativa, 3945 nucleotides long. RefSeq names its product DNA-directed RNA polymerases IV and V subunit 2. The transcript is spliced from 8 exons. Bases 169 to 3747 code for a protein of 1192 amino acids. Gene Ontology annotation, molecular function: ribonucleoside binding; DNA binding; DNA-directed RNA polymerase activity. The record is from RefSeq and is a predicted model, not a curated record. Gene Ontology annotation, biological process: DNA-templated transcription. Gene Ontology annotation, cellular component: RNA polymerase II, core complex. Lineage: Eukaryota; Viridiplantae; Streptophyta; Magnoliopsida; Rosales; Cannabaceae.